Molecule: messenger RNA, 2755 nt
Organism: Solanum verrucosum
Lineage: Eukaryota; Viridiplantae; Streptophyta; Magnoliopsida; Solanales; Solanaceae
Exons: 1
Coding region: 40-2646 (868 amino acids)
Molecular function (GO): calmodulin binding
Source: RefSeq, a predicted model, not a curated record
AUAUCUGCAGUGGUACUAGUUUCAUUGCUCUAACUCAAAAUGGCUGAGAUGGUUGUUGGCAUACCUGCACAUCUGGAGAGAAUUGAGCGUGAUGCUCGCUUUUUGAGAAGGAACUCAACUGGCAGUUUUGGCUUUCAAAUUGCUAAAUCCAAGGUCUUGUCACGUUACCUGAGCGAUCCAAAAGGUUCGUGCCAUGACGCUUGCAAAGGUGCUGAACGUGAUGAUCAAACAAUAGCAAGGACUUCCCUGUUGAGUAGAACAGUAGCAGCAUCAGAAAAAAUACCAGAACUGGCUACAACUGUACAGGUGCAGAUACGGAAGAAACCACUACACUCGAGUAAGCUACCUAUGAAUUUCAAGAGGCGUACAACUGGUAAAUCCCAGAGACAGGAGAUCCCAGCAUACACCAAAAGAUUAGCUGUUUCUGUAAAACAACGGAACGGUUUGAAGAUGAAGUUGUUGCAAGAAAAUGCUAAUUCUAUGUCCGGAAUCUAUAAGCUGAGGAUAAGAGGAUACAGUGACACUAUCAUACCAGGGGGAUCAUCAAUUGCUCAGGAUUCUCCGUUGGAUGGUGCAACCGGCACACCAAACAAAGGAAGCAGGAUGGACAAGAACACUGGGUCUUCUAAGUUGGGCAACAAGAAGGCUGUCGGAAAACCUGCAAACUUGGAGAAAAUUGAGCAUGAACUCAGUUAUUUGAGAAGGAACUCAACUGGCAAUUUAGGUAUUGAAAUGGGUGACUCCAAGGUCUUGCCACGUCAUGUGAGUGUUCCAACAGGUUCUUCUGGCGCUAACAAAGAUGGUGCGGAACUCAACUGUAAAACAAAGGCGAGGACUCACAUGUCCAAAACAUCUGUAACUUCAUCAGGAGAAAAUUCAAAAUUGGCUACAACUGUGAAGUGGCAGAUACGGAAGAAACCACUACACUCAACUAAACUACCUGCAAAUGUCAGAAGGCUGAAAACUUCUCAUGGAAAGGAAAUGCAAGCAUGCACCAAAAGAUUAGCCGUUUCUGCAAGGCAUCGAAGUGAUUUGAAGCUGAAGCCUCUUGGAGAAAAUGAUUAUUCUGUGUCAAGAAGCAACAAACUAAGCAGAAGAAGAUACAGUGACAGUCUUAUGACAGGGGUUUCGCUAACACUUAAGGGGUCUAUAUUGGAUGAUGCAACCACCAAAACAAACACAGGAAGCAGGAUGGAUAAAGACACUGCAUCUUAUGAGUUGAGCAAGAAAACGGAUGUUGGCAUGCCAGUGAACCUGGACAAAAUUGAGUCCGGAGUCGGCUAUUUGAGAAGGAACUCAACUGGAAGCUCAGGUAUUGAAAUAGGUGAAUCCAAGGUCUUGUCAUGUUCUCCGAGUGUUCCAACAGGUUCUCGCCAAGAAGUUCGCAAAUACACAAUUGCAAGUGAUCUUAAAAAGAAGGUGAGGACUCUCCAGCGCACAAGACCUGUAGCAGCAUCAGGAGAAAUCCCAGAAAUGGCUAGAACUGUGAAGUUGCAGAUAGGGAAGAAACCAUUAAGCUCAACCAAGCUCCCAAAUUUCAAGAGCCAGACAACUUUUCAAACCCAGGGAAAGAAAAUCCCAGCAUCCACCAAAAUAGCUGUCGAAAAAGGAUCCUCCGGGUUGAGCAAGAAGAAGGAUGCCAUAACUAUUUCCCACUCUACAAGAAUUUCUGUGAAGAGGGUAUCAGGCAAAAAGUUAAAUAACAAUUCCCCCGGAAUGGUAUCUCAACGCAAUAAGCAGAUUAGUCUUCCUGGUAAAACAGGCAAAGUGAUUCGUAAAGAUGAUCCAAACAAGGUAUCUCAUAUGAAUAAUUUGACUAGCCUUGCACGAACGAAGAAAGUGCAACCAAAUCAUCAAAGCUUUCCAAACAAAGCAUCUCAACUUAGAAAAUCGGCUAGUCUUAAACGAGGCAAGAUGGAGCUAGGAAAUAACAGGAGUGUUCCAAAGGGGACAUUGUACAUCAGAGAAUCAAAGACAAAAAUCCAGACCAUACAGAUCUCUCUGGAAAAUCGGAAGAAAGUCUCGCCUUUAGAUAGGCAUGGCCCAAUAAGAGGAAAGAAACCGUCACCCCAUCUCUCCCCAUCAUCUUCUCUACAUUCUGAUGGCAGUAGCUCCAGAAAACAUGGCAACAGGAAAGCCUCCCUAUCAUCAACUUCCACAUGCGAGUCUGUUAAUGGUGAUGCAAUAUUCAGCAGUUCCAAGAAAAGUGGAACCACAAGCCCAAACCAAGAUAUAAAAGCUGGAAGGGCUGCAAUUUGCAGUCCUAAAAAUCUCAUGUUCAGGAGAGGAAAAAUAAUUGAUUAUCAGUCUGAGAAACUCAGCCCAAGGAGACUAAAAUUCAGGCCGCCCAAAAUACUAGAGAACAACGGGAAUGGAAGUGAUCUUGUUAGAGGAAGAAGCUCUAGGAGAUUUAUUGCUUAUGGAAAGUCAAAUGCUGCUAAAGAUGAAACUAUGAGAGUUAAUCUUCGACACCAAUCUAGACGAGACAAAAAAGAGGCUCCAAUCUUGUUCAACAAUGUGAUCGAAGAGACUGCAACCAAGCUUGAGGAGACCAGGAGAAGCAAGGUCCAGGCUUUGGUGGGUGCUUUUGAAACUGUAAUCUCCCUUCAGGAUCCAACAUCCACACCGCCAAUUAUUUCCAGAUGAUAACUAUCUGCUUUGACAGAAAGAAUCUGUAAAUAUAUUAAUAGAUAAAUUGAGUUACAUAACUGAAGCAGUAGGUGCAGGAUUUCAAGCACUACUCUUUCUGAAUAUA